Molecule: messenger RNA, 2940 nt
Organism: Spinacia oleracea (spinach)
Lineage: Eukaryota; Viridiplantae; Streptophyta; Magnoliopsida; Caryophyllales; Amaranthaceae
Product: very-long-chain aldehyde decarbonylase CER3
Exons: 11
Coding region: 762-2633 (623 amino acids)
Biological process (GO): lipid biosynthetic process
Molecular function (GO): oxidoreductase activity; iron ion binding
Source: RefSeq, a predicted model, not a curated record
AUUAGUAGAUCAAACAAACACGUAUAAUACCUUUGAUUUCCCACCAUCAAAGUGUCCUUUUGGAGAGAUAGAGCAUUAAAUGGAGGCAUUGCCUCCUUGCUUUUAGUCCAUUCUUCUUCGACCUCUCAAAAACCACUUUUUAUAACACGACUUUUAAACUUGCCUAUUGUAAGUCUUUCUUUGACGACGACUACUACUACCACUACUUGUUUCAUACUCGCUAUUUCAUCAGCUUUGAGAUUGAUUUAUCGACUUUCAAUGUAGACAACCCCAUGGAUAAAUUUCUUUUUGCGAGAAAAUAAAAAAUAGUACCCCACUUACAAGUUACAACCAACAGAAACCCAAACUGAUUGUGACCUUUUUCCUCUUAACUGUAAUCUUCUAGUGUACCAUCUAAAUGCAUUUAAUUAGGGCAGCUUUCUAGGUGCCCUUUAUAAACUUGUUGUGUCUGGGUUUCAAUCCUUCAGAUCUAAACAUCAUUUGCAAUUUAUUUUGUCAAAUUGAAAUUGGAAAAGAAAAAAAAAUAUCUCCCUAAUUCUCUCAUCGAUCCUUUUGGUUUUUAUUACUCCCGUCAUUUAAAUAAUCCUUGUCUUUUGGUCUCAAUUUUUACAUUUUCUUUUUGCUACCCUCCUUUUUUGUUGGAAUUAUACACGCAAAAAGAGAAAGAUUUUGGGAGUAAGAUUCUUUUAGGUGAUAAUUUAAAGGAUUGAGAAAGUUUAAUUUAGUUGGAAUUUGGAAAGAGUAAAGAAGAAGAAGAAAACAUGGGUGCCCCUUUUGUUAAUUGGCCAUGGGAGUUCUUGGGCACUAAUAAGUAUUUGAUGUUUGGACCGAUUAUUGCACAAGUAGCACGAUUAUGGUGGAAAGGAGAAGCAAUAAGCAAUACUUUGAGCUUCCACAUAGUCUUCUUAUGUUUUCUUAGAAUUGCUCUCCAUCAAGCUUGGAAUACCUUUUGCAGCAUGCACUUCCUUAGCCUUAAGCGUUGGAUUAGUCUCCAAGGAGUCGAUUUCAAGCAAAUCGACCACGAGUGGGAUUGGGAUAAUUUCAUGGUCCUCCAAGGACUUGUUGGUAGCCUAAUGUUGUACAUGUUUCCAUCCAUAACAAAUUGGAACAUGUUAUGGGACGUAAGAGGAUUAAUUGCAGCUUUGCUGUUACACAUGGUGGUUGCAGAGCCCUUGUAUUAUGUGAUGCAUAGGCUUUUCCAUAACCAACCAAAAUUGUACAAUUCUUACCAUUCACUUCAUCAUUUAUCUCCUGUACCUCAACCUUAUACUGCCGGAAAAGCAACAUUUUUAGAGGAUGUCUUAUUGUUAGGAAUCAUGGGAAUUCCAAUGGGGGGAGCAGCUUUGAUGGGAUAUGGUUCCAUAAGCUUGAUUUAUGUCUACGUUUUGGCAUUUGAUUUCCUAAGAUGCAUGGGUACCUCUAAUGUUGAAAUUUUCCCACAUCAAAUUUUUGAAGUUUUGCCUUUCCUUAGAUACCUUAUCUACACUCCUACAUAUCACAGCAUACACCAUAAAGAGAAAGAUUGUAACUUUUGUCUAUUUAUGCCAAUUUACGAUCUAUUGGGAAAUACUCUCAACGGCAAAUCUUGGGAACUUCAAAAGCAAAUAAGUCUAAAUUCAGUGAAAAAGAUGAAGGUACCAGACUUUGUGUUCUUAGCACAUGUAGUGGACAUAUCAUCAGCAUUGCAUGUCCCGUUUUUGUUCCGAGCAUACGCAGCUUUCCCUUUCUCCAUGAGGUUGUAUCUCCUACCUUGUUGGCCAAUUGCAUUCGUGGUGAUGUUUUUGAUGUGGGCAUGGGCUAAACCCUUCUCGGUCUCCUUCUACAACCUCCGUGGCAAGUUACACCAUACUUGGGUUGUCCCUAGAUUCGGUUUCCAGUAUUUCUUGCCAUUUGCAACAAAAGGCAUCAACAAGCAAAUCGAGCAUGCCAUACUCAAGGCAAAUAAAAUGGGUGUCAAGGUUCUUAGCCUCGCUGCCCUCAACAAGAAUGAGGCAUUGAAUGGUGGAGGGACAUUGUUUGUUAACAAGCACCCGAAUUUAAGAGUACGAGUUGUUCAUGGUAACACAUUGACAGCUGCAGUUAUUCUUCAUGAAAUAACCGAUGACAUUGAGGAAGUUUUCCUAUCCGGAGCAACCUCUAAGCUUGGAAGAGCCAUUGCCCUUUAUCUAAGUCGUAAACAUGUGCGAGUAAUGAUGUUAACUCUAUCAACCGAGAGGUUUAAGAAAAUUCAACAAGAGGCUCCAGAAGAAUGCCAGAAAUACUUGGUACAAGUGACCAAGUACCAAGCAGCAAAGAAUUGCAAGACAUGGAUAGUUGGAAAAUGGAUCACACCAAGGGAGCAAAGCUGGGCACCAAAAGGGGCCCAUUUUCAUCAAUUUGUGGUUCCACCUAUUUUGCAUUUCAGAAGAGAUUGCACAUAUGGUGAUCUUGCUGCCAUGAAGCUGCCUAAAGAUGCUCAAGGUCUUAGCACUUGUGAGUAUACAAUGGAAAGAGGAGUAGUUCAUGCUUGCCAUGCGGGUGGAGUGGUUCAUUCACUAGAAGGGUGGACACAUCACGAGGUUGGUGCCAUUGAUGUCGAUAGAAUUGACAUUGUGUGGGAGGCUGCAAUCAAGCACGGUUUAAAACCUGUUUAGGGUUUUAAUUUGGACCCAUUAAUUAAUUACUCAAGUAAUUACUUGUAUGAAUUAGUGUACGUGCCAAGUAUGUUGUAUACCCUUCUUUUCUAAACAUUCAUGUCAUUGCAACUUUCCAUUUUUCUUCUUGGAAAUUUAUUUUGUUUUCCAAAUAUUUUUUUAGAACUAGGUUGAUCAUUGUAAUUUUAGCUUGUAUUUAUUCCGAUUUACGUAGUAUUCAAACACAAAAAGUUAUUACAAUACAAAACCAUAGCAUUGUAUUAUUCAUUUAAGAUAAAUAUAUAAUAAUACUAUCUCCAGAUCGCAA